AUGUCACCAAAAUCCUCAAAUACAACGUCCUUUUCAUCCAUAUUGACUUCUCCUAGAGAAGAGGAUACACCAGUCGCUCGCCUAUUAAGAAAUGCAAAUGAGACACCAGAUCAUCGUUUUAUCUAUGUGUACAAUGAAUACGGAGUUGUCGCUGAGUAUACAUAUAAAGAAUUACUUCGUCGUGUUAAUGCAGUCGCUAAAUUCUGCAAUGAUCUUUGCUUGGGGAAAACGGUUGGAAUUCAUAUGGGUCAUGAAUUAGAUUUUCUAAGUACUAUCUUUGCUUUGUGGGCUACUGGACGAACUUGCGUCAUUUUUAAUCAUAUCUGGUCCCAAGGGGUUGUUCAUGCUCUUGUUCAACGUUUAGAUAUUUCUGACUUGCUUUAUCAUGAAUAUGCGCCUGCCUUUCAGGUGGAUUCUUUGAACGUCAUUUCCUUUGCUUGCCUCCAGACGGACCUUAACGUUCCUUGCAUUCGUGCUGGGUUGGAACCAGAAGUAGCACUUAUCAAUCAUUCCAGUGGAUCUACUGGUGUUCCUAAAUCAAUGCCAUUUCUCAUGAAAAAAUAUGCUUUCGGUUAUGACUAUGGAACUCCAGAGUUCAUGAAUCAUCUUUCCACGCCAAUGGUAAUGGCUCCCAGCUUUGCUUUAACGACAAUGAGCUGGCUUAAUGCCUUUUACUGUAAUGGGAGCUUACUGUAUCCAUCUUCCUCAAUAUCGUCUAAUUUUAUUUCUACUUCAGAAGUAGAACAACUAGCUUGGAAUGUCUAUUAUGCUCUUCGUGCCGGAUGCGAACGCUUGAUUAUUUUGCCCAAUCUCCUUAUUCUAACUCUUCAAAUAAUGCCUGAUAAGUCUGAAUCAUUUCCUUCUUGUAAGCUAGUUGUUGCCGGCGGCGAAAUGGUCCCUGCAAACAUGUACCAUAUAUGCAAACGAGUCUUGCCAAAUGCGAUCAUUUACCCACAAUAUGGUACCACUGAAUCAGGAUUAGUUUCGUUUUUUGCUCCUAAUGGAGAAGAUACAUUGCAUAGCAAAGAACUUGUCUACUUCCCCGGAAAAACAGUUAACAAACUUUUAUUGCUUACAGAAAAUAAUGAACCUGUCCUUGAAAAAAUUGGCCGUGAGGGUUUUGUCUGUGUCGUGACCGACGUGCAAUCGGAGCCUUAUGUAGGCGGCGAUACCGAAACCGUUCAGUCUCGAGAUUCUACAUUUAUAGAUUUCCAUGGUGAGCCAGCAAUACGGUUUGCUGACUUGGCCGUUUGGAACUCGUAUAAAGGAAAGUUGGGUAUCACUAUCAAAGGUCGAGUGGGGAGACGUGUCAAGAGAAAUGGUAUUUUCUUUGAUUUACAAUACUUUGACCAAGUAGCCUUAGGUCUAAAGGACGUUGAAGCUUCUUUUUCCUUCUUUAUAUUGAAUCGAUUUGUAUUGGCAUACGUUCCUGCCUAUGAUGGCGUAGAUCCUGCAUUACUAAAGGAGAUAUUGAAUAAAGAGCUUCGGAAUCCGAAUCUUUUCUCUAAAUGUUUUCCAUUUACAGAUAUACCACAUACUGCCGCUGGAAAAGUAGACCUAAAGUCUAUCGAAGCUUAUGCAUCUAAGUGUCUUUACGUAGAAGACCAACGGUUACCUAUUUUAUCAAAUCCUUUGGCCAUUGAAAUUAGCAAAAUUGCUGCAAAAGUUCUUCAAAAUCCAACGUUGGAAGGAAAGGAUGCAUCUCUUUAUUCUUGUGGCUUAGAUUCCAUUCAUUCUUUUCAGCUUAAAGGUUCAGUUAGUUCUGUUAUGGAUUCGAAUUGUACGCCUAGCUCAUUAGCUUCUGUUAUUCAAGAGAAGAGUUUGAAUUUAUCGAAAAUUACCUACGGGCUUCUUCACGAAGAUGCAUGCGCUUUAGCACGAACCAUUCCCAUGUUAACUAUUAUGCAUACUAAUGGUCAAUACGUUUUGCUAACUGGGGCGACAGGUUACUUUGGUCGUCGGUUUUUGGAGUAUCUACUUAAAAUAAAUAUGAGUGUUGUAUGUCUGAUACGAGAUUCUUCUGAUAAAGCUGCUGAAGAACGAUUAACAUCACUUGUUCCAAGUUUUCGAAUUUCUGGUAAAAAAUUAAUUGUAUGGGCAGCUCAUUUAGAGGAGACAAGGUUUGGUUUGGAUAAUUCAAAAUGGAAUUUUCUCAUAGAAAAUGUUUCUUGCAUCUAUCACAUGGGAGCUGAAGUUCACUGGAUGAAAUCGUAUCAAGAACUUAGACCAGUGAAUGUCCUGGGAACGAAAACUAUUUUAGAGCUGAGUGUAAUGGGUCCAAAGGCGCUUUACUUUAUUUCAGGAGGUGGACAACAAGAAAUAGAGUUUGACGAUCGCAUAGAGUCUACUAAAGCAUCUGGUUAUGCACUAUCUAAAUUCGUUUCUGAGAUUUUGUGUAAAAAAGUAAAGGAUUUAGGCCAUCCUUCAAUAUAUGUUAUUCGUCCAGGAUUUAUCAUAGCAAGCGAUGGAGGGAUCCUAUCUAGAGAUUUCUUUUGGCGUUUCGUCGUAUCAGCAUUACGAAUGGGUGCUUUCCCCCAGUACAGUGAAUCUCAACCUCUGCUCUUUCGUAUUUCUACCACAAAUGCAUUGUGUGUAGCGUUGACUCAGAUAAUGGAGAAACAAGCUGAUGGGUAUGCUCCUCUGCUUGCAUACGAUACUUUUGACGGUAACGAAUUUGCCCGAAUUUGUAAAUCCUUGAAGAAAAAAAAGCUUAAGUUUGUCUCACUGGAGGGAUGGCUAAAAGCGCUUGAAAAGGAUAUUGAUGAAGAAGGAGAAGAUCAUCCUUUGUUUACCCUUCAGCAAACAACUAAAUUUGCUUUAGAAAGUGGUUUGAUACCAAACAAGGGACUGAAGAAUAUCUAUCCUUUGGGUGAAACAUUCCUAACGAAGGAGGCGAUCGCAAGUGGGUUGGACAAUUUGUACAUUGAAUAG
Schizosaccharomyces cryophilus OY26 is the source of this 2931-nucleotide messenger RNA. Its product is annotated as AMP-binding dehydrogenase. Bases 1 to 2931 code for a protein of 976 amino acids. The transcript is spliced from 2 exons. The record is from RefSeq and is a predicted model, not a curated record. NCBI's taxonomy places the organism in Eukaryota, Fungi, Ascomycota, Schizosaccharomycetes, Schizosaccharomycetales, Schizosaccharomycetaceae.